Caenorhabditis auriculariae is the source of this 3134-nucleotide messenger RNA. The record is from the annotation of a GenBank genome assembly. Lineage: Eukaryota; Metazoa; Nematoda; Chromadorea; Rhabditida; Rhabditidae.
AUGUUGGUGAGGAUUUUGGCUCUAUUGGUGAUUAUUUCUACGAUCAGUGCUUCGAUCUACGAGCACCACCACCACCGACGACAUCUUCACCCCAGACAUGUUCGUCUUAUAUUUAUAUCCCAAAAAGAGUUUGAUGAAGCCCUGCUGAUAGAUCCACUUGUGCAUCCCAAACAAACCAAAAAAGACCACCGACUUUAACUCUCGUUACUAAAUCUCAAAGAAUCUAAGAAAAAAACCGUUCUUCAUCCACUGAAAUGAUAAAAUACAAGCUUCUAGGUUUUAUCACUAGGUUAAAGGAAAGUAAUUGCGAGUUUUUUUUCCCAAGAAAUCCCACACAUAUAGCAAAGUUAUAUCAAAUUUUGAAACUGUGAAAUUUUCAAUUUCCUUGUUAGGGUUAUAACUCAUCCAGAAGGUCUAUGGUGCCGUAACUUACAUAAAUGGAGAACAGUCUCAAAAAAAAAAACUAGAGAACGCAAAAAAAAUGUCAAAAGAGUUUUUUUUUUUCUAAUAGGUCCUGUAAUGAUAUGUUUGAUUUUUCAGAUAAAAAGAAAAAAAUUUCAAGCUUACAAUAAAUUUAUCAAACUUUUUCCGAUAUAUUGAGAUAUUUCAUAUGCUAGGAAGAUCUGUCGAACUACAGCGCCACCGAAAAUAUGCAAGACCUUCAAAGCACUAUGAGCGAAUUUAUAGAAAAUUCCAAGCUUCAUAGUAAAAUUACUGAACUUUUCCGACAAUUUGGGCUGUCAAUAGUAUGUCGAGUUUUAGCGCCACCGAAACUACGCAAGGUACCCGAUUCGGAACGAACGAACCGCCGACCAGUGCUCCAUCAACGAGCACCAUGUUCUGUGUGGACCAGAACGUCAUUGCGACCGCAGCUGUGACAACAUGUACACGUGAGUCUCUCGACGUCUUCUUCUGGAUCCAAUGAAGACGUCGCAGGCCGACCAACUGCGUGCACGUCACCAACCCCAAAUGCUACUUCCCGAGAUGCGUCUGCAACGAAGGCUUCGUUCGAGCCAAGAACGGCCAGUGCAUUCGCUCUUCUCACUGUCCCAAUACCUACUACGAGCCGGCCAGCGCCGUCAUGGAGAAUGCUGUGAGUUUUCCAUUUCGGGUAAAAGUUGAGAAGCUUCUGCUUUCGGCUCCUCAGAAGGGGUUUGGAAGCUUUCCACAUAGCUUCCCAACACCUUCUACUUAGAGAAAAGCCUGCCGGAAGCAUUCCCGCAAGGUUCUAGAAGGCUUAUGCCAGGCAUUUUCCAUUUUUACCUUCCAACUAUCUUUCAAAAGAUUUCAUAAGACUUUCUAGCUUCCAUAUACUUUCUAACCUCCUGCUGAUUACGUUUUCAACACCUUCCCGCCACUCGAUUUUUUUUUAGUUUUGAAGAGCUUUUGAAACUUUAAAAUCGAAAUUUUUCCAUUUUCGGGCCAACUAGUGCUGUUAGGGAAAAUACUGUGAGCCUUUUGAAACUUUAAACUUCUGAGAAGCUUGAGCUUUCCGAAAUAUUCAACUGAAAGCUGAGGUCAUUUUGACAAAUUGUCAUCUUUUCAAGCGGCGCUUCAAGCCAUUCCAAAUGCGGCCACGGACUUUCGAGACUAAAUUACGAUCUCUCUUUAAAGCCUAAUGGGUGUUUUGAAAGUCCUAGAUACACUGAAAGGCAUAACACGAUGAGAGUUCCAGGAAAAAAAAAAUCAACUUCUGAUUUGAGCCUUUUUAUCGACUUAAAAUUUCGUCAGAAAAGCUCAAAAGCCUCCCCUCCAAGUUCCAGCCUCACAUUUUACUAUUCGUUAACUGUCCUCCAAAAAUAAUCCCAAAGAAAUAGGCCCUUAACAAAGCCGCCUUAUCAUUAACUAAUGCCAUUUUUUGUUCUGUGACUUUUUCUUUGUGACGCCGCAAAUACCGUAAAAAACCGCUAAAACCUUAAAAGUCUGACUGACACGACUGCAAAUUUUACACCGACUAAGAAGUCUGUAACACAGAUUUUUUGCUUUAUCAUCACCGGCUCCUCCAGUCAUAACUUGUUUGUCUGCUUGGAAACGCCUUUCGAGUCGACCUAUUUCUCUUCGGAGAGUACUGAUAACCGUUCCUAAGACGAUUCCAUGGCGCCUUGGAGCUUAGGACGUUCCCCGAAGACUACAGAAACUGUCAAUCGAUCAGAAGAAUCAAUAGAUCAUUGCAGCUUUGAUGUUUGCAAAAAUGAAAAAAGAUCUCUUUUGAUUUUUGUAAAUUUUGGCGGGUCCUAUAUAAAACCUCUAAAGAACAAUUAGCUUUCUGCGCAAAUUCUCGGUCCCUAUAGUGAAAAAAAUGCGCUUUUUUUCUUAAAUUAAAAAAACCAAAAAAAUAAUCUGUUGACUUCUAAAAAAAUAUUUUUUUAAAAAAAUUUAAAAAGCUUUGAGGGGUCCCUUCGGAGGGGACAAUGAGCUUUCAAAAAAAAAAAAACGGAUUUUAGGCUUUCUAGUCGUUGUAAAGCAUCACUGCGGGAGAAUAAAAAAAAUGUACGACUAUCUGCGCCUUUAAUAAGGAAGCUGUGUGCUUUUAAUAUAGGCCAUUCCGCGCAAGCUUGUCACAUUUUUCUUUCCGUCAAAAGGCCAGGUCAAAUUUAACCAACUUUCGCUUCAAGACCUUUGUUUCUUGCCGUUAUAAAAGCAGAAAUGUGAUCUAAUUUGGUAUACGGUCUUUUUGGCGGGAAGAAAAACAUGACAAGCUGGCGCGGAAUAGACUAUAAACCACAGAACACUUUUUCGAGUACUUUCCGAAGUGAACAAAUUGUUUGACGUUUAUAAAAAUAAAAAAAGCCACUGAGAAAACAUCUUCAAAAAUUUUUGACAAGUUCCUGCGCCUAUAACAAAACCUGAAAGCGCCUUCCAAAAAGAUUUUAAGAAUAUUAAGAAUACUUUAUGCUCCUUGGAUGAGAAAAAAACCAAAUGUAUAAUCCAGAAUAUUCCGUGAAACCAUUAGAGCAUUCAAUAAUCUCUUUCUGAGCAAAUUUCAAAGAAAUAAUCAUAAAAACCUCGUUCAGAACGGCGAGCUGAUGGUGGAGUUCAAGCCGAUGAAGUUCAGCCGCAUCAACCGACACAAAAUGUUCAAGCUGAGGAAGAUCCGAAGGCCCGCCGGUCCGGAAUACGACACGAAACUCUGA